AUGGGAAAAGUUCAACUGGAUGACCACAGCAACAAAGAUAAGAAAACUGAGUUCAGCUUAGUACGACUCAAGAGCACAUGGACGCGCAAAGUGGGGAAGAAGAUCAGUAAGGGCCCGGAUGACUGUGUCUCUGCAGCAAAAAUCUAUGAGAGUAUCACAGAAUGCGGCACUUCUUGGACAGUCGUGAGCCCCAUCGUAUUUACCUACAAGGUGACUGAAACCCAGGGUUUGCUCGACCCAGGCAACAACACACUCCUAAUGGGCCACAUCACUGACCCACAACAGCUGGAAAACAAAGAACUGAUGAACAAGCCCAUCAAGCGCUUUGUGGUUGUCGACCAGGAAGUCUACAGAAUCUACAACUCCAAGAUAAUCAAGUACUUCGAGGCCAAUCAUGUUCUUUACAAGAUCUUGGCUCUACCAACCACUGAGGAGAAUAAAUCCAUGGAGAUGGCCUUGAAGAUCCUAGAAGAAGUUAACAAGUUUUCUAUUGACCGCCGCACAGAGCCCAUCAUCGCCAUUGGUGGAGGGGUUUGCUUAGAUAUCGUAGGCCUGGCUGCCUCACUCUACAGGAGACGCACUCCCUACAUCCGGGUCCCGACAACACUCCUCUCCUACAUUGACGCUAGCGUGGGUGCCAAGACGGGGGUUAACUUCGACAACUGCAAGAACAAAGUGGGUGCUUAUAUUCCACCCACCGCUGCCUUCCUGGACCUGUCCUUCAUCCAAACGGUUCCUCGCCGACACAUCUCCAACGGGCUGGCAGAAAUGCUAAAGAUGGCCUUAAUGAAACACAGAGAGCUCUUUGAGAUUCUGGAGAAACAUGGUCAGUUGCUGUUGGAUACAAAAUUCCAGUCUGACAACAGUGUAUUUGGGAACAACAACUCACAUGCUGCUUCAAGAUCAACUCGUAUAGCCAUCACCACCAUGCUGGAGGAGCUUGCCCCUAAUCUUUGGGAGGAUGACCUAAAUAGACUGGUGGACUUUGGUCAUCUCAUCAGUCCAGCAUUGGAGAUGAAGGUCCUCCCGUCUCUGCUGCAUGGCGAGGCAGUUAACAUCGAUAUGUCUUACAUGGUUUAUGUGUCUCGUGAGAGUGGCCUAUUGACAGAAGAUGAUAAACAACAGAUUAUACGCUGCAUGGUGGGUCUGGAGCUGCCAGUCUGGCACCCGGCAUGCACCAUGGAGCUCAUCCAGACGGCGCUGCAAGACAGGCUGAAGCACUCCGGUGGCCUUGUCAGAAUGCCUCUGCCAGUUGGCCUCGGGCAAGCAGAUAUUUUUAAUAACACAUCCUAUGAAAUCCUGCACAGAGCUUAUGAAAAGUGGUGUGAUGAGCUGAGUGUGCCCUCUGACAGCGACGAGCCAUGA
Molecule: messenger RNA, 1365 nt
Organism: Sphaeramia orbicularis (orbiculate cardinalfish)
Lineage: Eukaryota; Metazoa; Chordata; Actinopteri; Kurtiformes; Apogonidae
Gene: eevs
Product: 2-epi-5-epi-valiolone synthase
Exons: 5
Coding region: 1-1365 (454 amino acids)
Biological process (GO): antibiotic biosynthetic process
Molecular function (GO): 3-dehydroquinate synthase activity
Source: RefSeq, a predicted model, not a curated record